Messenger RNA from Parnassius mnemosyne (clouded apollo), 663 nucleotides. Lineage: Eukaryota; Metazoa; Arthropoda; Insecta; Lepidoptera; Papilionidae. The record is from the annotation of a GenBank genome assembly.
AUGAAAGAUCUGGGUGAGAUAAAGCAGUGUGUUGGCAUAAAUAUAAAUAGAGAUCGUAAGGCAAGUGGAAUCAUGUUGGACCAAGAGCAGUACAUAAACCAAGUGUUAGAACGCUUUGGUAUGUCUGCAUGCAAACCAGUUCACACUCCGAUAGAAGUAAUUAUGAAAUUUCAUAAAAAACCUGAGAAUAAAUAUAGUAAUUUCCCAUACAGGGAAGCGGUAGGCUGUCUAAUAUAUUUGGCACAAGUGGCGCGACCUGACAUCACAUAUGCUGUGAACAAGUUGAGUCAGUGCUGUAAUGACCCGGGGAUUCAACACUGGCUUGGAGUGAAAAUGGUCAUGAGAUACCUUCAAGGAACCCAGAAACUAAAGUUAUGUUAUGUCAAACAUGAAUACAAAGAAAUAACUGGGUAUUGUGAUGCAGCUAGGCUAGAGACCCACAGGAUAGAAGAUCAUGCACUGGUUACUUUUUUAUUUUUAAAAAUGCUUCCAUAUUUUGGAAUUCCUGUAAAUGACAGACUGUGGCGCUCUCGACAGCAGAGGCUGAAUAUAUGUCGAUUGCUUCGGCUACUCAGGAAGCGUAGUGGCUUUGGCAACCACAUGCUGAGCUCGGGCAAGGCCUGGACCGUGCAUUGCUUAUCUAUAGUGAUAUUCAAAGUGUGA